AAAAAAAAUAUCUUAGCUAGGAAUCACACAGCCUAUCACUAUUGGCCCACAGAGAAAAUUGGCUAAGUAAUUAAUCGAGCAAGUAAAUGUUAAGAUCAAGUUCAUGAUUAGUGAUUAAAGGGCUAGUAAUUAAAUUGAUCAAAACAAAAAGAAAAAAGAAAAUUCCAGAACAUAAAUAAAUAAAACAAGAAGAUAGCUUUAACUAGAUUACAUACAUCAACAAGAAGAAGAACAAGUGGGAGAGAGAAAAAAAAGAGGAGAAAUGGGGAGAGGAAGAGUAGAAUUGAAGAGGAUUGAAAACAAGAUCAACAGACAAGUUACCUUCGCAAAACGAAGAAAUGGUCUUUUGAAGAAAGCUUAUGAACUUUCUGUACUUUGUGAUGCUGAAGUUGCUCUCAUCAUCUUCUCUACUAGAGGAAAACUCUACGAAUUUUGCAGUAGCCCUAGCAGCAUGCUGAAGACGCUAGAGAGGUAUCAAAAGAGCAAUUAUGGACCCCCGGACAACACUGUCUCUACAAGAGAGGCCCUGGAAAUAAGUAGCCAGCAAGAGUAUCUUAAGCUAAAAGCGCGUUUUGAGUCCCUGCAGCGUACACAUAAGAAUCUUAUGGGGGAGGAGCUUGGUCCUCUAAGCAGCAAGGAGCUUGAAUCUCUUGAAAGGCAACUUGACAUGUCACUGAAGCAGAUCAGAUCAAUAAGGACUCAGUGCAUGGUGGAUCAACUUACUGAUCUUCAAAGGAAGGAACAUAUGCUUAAUGAAGCAAACAGGACUCUUAAACAAAGGUUGAUAGAAGCAAAUCAAGCAAGUUCUCUGCAAUGGGGGAAUAUGCAUGAUGUUGGUUAUGAUAAUAGACAGCCUGCUCAACCUCAUGAUGAUAGCUUCUUUCACCCUCUAGAAUGUGAACCAACACUCCAAAUGGGUUACCAGCAUGAUCCGGUAAGCGCGGCGGCAGCAGCAGCAGGAGCUAGUGCUAACAAUUUCUUGCCAAAUUGGCUACCAUGAAUGAAUAAUCCUUGAACAUGCCUCCUUCGCCUUUAGAAAAAAAAAAGGCGGUGUGAAUUCGAGGUGUAAUCCAUAAUUCACUGUAUCCCUCACUAUCUAUAUGAUUAGCAAUCAGUGUGUGUAAGAACAACUCCAUAAAAAAAACAUUUGCUGUUAUAUUUUUGUAAACUUUUUCUGAAACUGGAACAUUUGGGAGUGAGCUUUUGUACAUCACUAUUAUGAUUUAUGUAAGUAUUGUUGUUGUGUGCUGUAUUCCAUAAUGCAAUGGAUCUUGUUCUGUUUCUGUUA
Messenger RNA from Spinacia oleracea (spinach), 1288 nucleotides. RefSeq names its product agamous-like MADS-box protein MADS4. The transcript is spliced from 8 exons. Gene Ontology annotation, molecular function: protein dimerization activity; RNA polymerase II transcription regulatory region sequence-specific DNA binding; DNA-binding transcription factor activity. Bases 263 to 1000 code for a protein of 245 amino acids. The record is from RefSeq and is a predicted model, not a curated record. NCBI's taxonomy places the organism in Eukaryota, Viridiplantae, Streptophyta, Magnoliopsida, Caryophyllales, Amaranthaceae. Gene Ontology annotation, cellular component: nucleus. Gene Ontology annotation, biological process: positive regulation of transcription by RNA polymerase II.